GCUAAUGCCGCAUGAAUCAAAAUCAUGUCUGAUCAAAACUAAAUAGUUUAAUUGCCAAUUCAGAUCAGCUGUUUGAUUCUCUCCGCGUACUUACACAUAAGUGAUCUAAGAUUUUCAGGAAACAAAAAUUGAUAUAGUUGGAAGUUUGGUGCCUCUUCGAUAAUUGUAAGCUGAGAGGGAAGAACCGCAAUUUUUUGCAUAAACCCUUGUGGAUUUUCACCAUAUUAAGCUGAAAAAUACGAUUAUUUUUUGUGGAAUCAGUCGGGAAAGUGAGUAAUUAUACUCGGAGUCAAGCGCGUCCCAUUGAAAUUGUUAAAGAUUGUGCCCCAUUUGUGUUCCCUUUUUGAAUCUUGUGGGGGCAUCGCAAAGCUGGUAUGACAUGGGUUUUGGGUAGAAAUUGGAAGAACCCAUUUCAGAAAGUGCUGGUUUUGGUGGAGAUUUGUUGUGUUUCUUGAUGGGACUUGUGUUAGUACUGAGGUGAAUAUUUUUUUGGUUGUUUUUUGAGAUUUUCUUGGAGGAGAGAUUACUGUUUAUCUGGAGCAGGGAGAGAAAUGUUCUGGAGGGGAAGAGAAAGGGAGAACAAAGAGCAGAAUGGUGGGCCUCCUUGUGGACAGGUUAGAGUGCUUGUUGUUGGGGACUCAGGUGUCGGGAAAACUUCUCUAGUUCAUCUGAUUAUGAGAGGUUCUUCCAUUGCUCGUCCUCCUCCAACAAUUGGCUGUACUGUUGCUGUGAAGCAUAUUACUUAUGGAAGUUCUGGAAGCUCAUCAAAUAGCGUCAAAGGUGACACAGAAAGAGAAUUUUUUGUUGAACUCUGGGAUAUAUCAGGACAUGAAAGAUACAAAGAUUGCCGGUCUCUCUUCUAUAAUCAAAUUAAUGGUGUUAUCUUUGUCCACGACCUUUCUCAAAGAAGAACAAAAACUAGCUUGCAGAAGUGGGCUGCUGAGAUUGCAGCAAAAGGGACAUUCUCAGCUCCUUUAGCAUCUGCAGGGCCUUGCGGCCUUCCUGUCCCAUACAUUGUUAUAGGAAAUAAAGUUGAUAUUGCUUCGAAAGAAGUCACACGAGGGAGCAGCGGUAAUCUUGUUGAUAUAGCUCGCCAGUGGGUUGAAAAGCAGGGUUUACUUCCUUCUAGUGAGGAACUUCCUUUAACUGAGAGUUUUCCUAGUGCUGGAGGCCUUCUAGCAGCUGCCAAGGAAGCAAGAUAUGACAAGGAAACGCUGAUAAAAUUUUUUCAAACGUUAAUCAGGAGAAGGUACUUCUCAGAUGAAUUGCCUGGUGCAAGCUCAUGGUCAAUUAACCGGCCGUUGCAACAAUCAAAUGAAAUUUCAAGCGAUGACGACCAGCUUUAUCAAAGUCCAAGCCUGAUAAACAACCAUCCAUACAAGCAUACCACGCUUCAUCCCCUUCCGGCUCAGCGCAACCUGACACCACCUCCCACACUUUAUCCGCAGCGGCCCAUGUCAACACCAGAGAACUACAACAUCCCAAGAUUUGCUUUGACGAGUUCCCAUGAUAUCGCCAGCGCAAGAUCAAGGCGCAUGGACAUUAACGUCUGAUCCUCACAAUCAGCUUUUUCUUUUGCUUCAUUGGGAACUUGUUCAACUGCAGUGUAUAUGUGCUUUUAUGUUUCAUAUUUCUCUAUCCCCAUACCAUUUCUGGGUUAUAAUACAUCUGGAUGACAAAUACUCGUAUAUUAUGGCAAAGUUUCUUUCUUUGUUUUUU
Molecule: messenger RNA, 1719 nt
Organism: Sesamum indicum (sesame)
Lineage: Eukaryota; Viridiplantae; Streptophyta; Magnoliopsida; Lamiales; Pedaliaceae
Product: small GTPase LIP1
Molecular function (GO): GTP binding; GTPase activity
Source: RefSeq, a predicted model, not a curated record